AACCGCUUUGACACCUCUAAAAAAAUAUACUGCCUUAAAAAAACCCACCUCAAACGGGCCUAAUUUCCUCAAAACACUAUGCUUCAAAGUUUAAAUCUUCCUCUCAAGUCUCAAUAUCUGACUAGUUUUACCCGAAUGAAAUGCUUCUUCUCCGUCGAACCGCCACGCUCAUAUUCUCAGCCCCCCUCUCCGUCCAACCCCUCCGCCGCCACCACCACCACAUUUCUCCGGUGAACCCCGACCACCUCCUCCGAGUGUGUACCAUCCUGUACCAGCAGCAGAACUCGCCCGAGCCACGACUCACCUCCAAACUCGCCUCGUCCGAGUUCCAACUCACCCACGAGUUCUUCCUCCAGGUAUGCAACAAAUUCCCCUAUUCAUGGCGACCAGUUUACCGUUUCUUCCUCUACACGCAAUCCCUCCCUCACUUCACCCACUCCCCCGUCUCCUUCAACAAAAUGCUCGACGUAGUAGGCAAGUCCCGCAACAUCGACCUCUUCUGGGACCUUCUAAACGACAUGGCGCGUCGUCAUUUCGUCAACGACAAGACCUUUGUCAUUGCUCUGAGGACUCUGGGUGGUGCCAGGGAGCUUAAGAAGUGCGUGGAGUUUUUCCACUUGAUGAAUUCAAACGGGUGUGAAUACAAUUUGGGAACUUUGAAUAAGGUGGUUGAGGCAAUGUGUAAGAGUAGGCUUGUUGAUGAGGCCAAGUUUGUUGUUUUCAAGUUGAGGGAGUGUGUUAGGCCUGAUGGGGUGACAUACAAGAAUUUGAUUAUAGGGUAUUGUGAUAAGGGUGAUUUAGUUGGGGCUUCUAAAGUUUGGAACUUGAUGGAGGAUGAGGGGUUUGAGGCUGAUGUUGAUGCUGUGGAGAAAAUGAUGGAGACCUUUUUUAAGGUGAAUGAGUAUGGUGAGGCUUUGAGGCUUUUUGAGACAAUGAGGUUCAAGAGGAUGAAUGAGCUUGGGGCUUCCACUUAUGGGCUGGUGAUUAGGUGGUUGUGCAAGAAGGGGAUGAUGGCCCGGGCUCAUGAGGUGUUUGAGGAAAUGCGCGAGAGGGGUGUUCGGGUCAAUGACUCGACGCUGGGGGAUGUUGUGUAUGGGCUUCUAACGAGGAGAAGAGUUAGAGAGGCUUAUCGGGUUUUUGAAGGGAUUGAGGUGCCGGAUUUGUGUGUGUAUCACGGGUUUAUAAAGGGGCUUCUGAAGCUCAGGAGGGCCGGUGAGGCGACUCAGGUGUUUAGGGAGAUGAUAAGGAGAGGUUGCGAGCCGACUAUGCACACGUACAUAAUGCUGCUGCAAGGGCAUUUGGGGAGGAGGGGGAGAAAAGGGACCGAUCCACUUGUGAAUUUCGACACUAUUUUUGUUGGGGGGAUGGUGAAGGCAGGGAAGUCAAAGGAAGCUACUAAGUACGUGGAGAGGGUGUUGAACAGAGGAAUGGAGGUGCCAAGGUUUGAUUAUAAUAAGUUUUUGCACUACUUUUCAAAUGAGGAAGGUGUGCAUAUGUUUGAGGAUGUGGGAAAGAAGUUGAGAGAGGUGGGGUUGGUUGAUUUGGCAGAUAUACUUGAUAGAUAUGGGCAGAAGAUGGCUACUAGGGAUAGGAGAAGGGACAGAAGUCCAAUAACUGAAGAUUAAAAUGACUGAUAUCAGACACUGUUAAUCAGGCUGUGUAAAUCAUAGACUAUGUAAAUUUAUGUCAAAAACCAAAUUUUAUUGGAAAUAAAGUAGGUGAUUGAUGAAAUCUAAACAUUUUUAAGCUUAGUAACAGUGGAGCAAUCUGCCCUGCAAGGAGCACAUGAUUCAGGUUUAUGUGCCCUUAAAUAUUAUAUAUCACUAUCAUCAUUGAUUUUCCAGUUUCAUAUACAAGCUACCUCUCCCUCUCGCUCUCUCUCUCUCCAAUUAUUGGAGGUUUCUAUGAAACCAUAAUUUAGAAAUAAUGGUUUAGGGUGAGCAUGUGGCAUUUACUGUUUCUGAAGAUCAGUUGCAUACUUUCAUUUGUUGUUCUUAUUCUUAUAUUUUUUGUGAGUUACGAUUGAUUAUUUUUUUAAAAAAAAAAAAAAACUCAGGGUAGAAAGACAUCUACAACUUUCUUGUUUCCAAGAUAAUCCAUCCUCAAAAGAUCACUGCAGUAUUGCUUGUCCUUUAUGGAACGUUUAUGUCAAUCAUGCUUUCCUAAUUUUAAGUAAUUGGAAUAAACACGUACUAUGUAGGCUUUAAAAUUUUGUACUUAAAAUGAUUAAUAACAAAUCCUUUGGCUUACUUUUGUUUUUGCUUCAUUAAACUUCUAAUACAAGUAGAGUGAUACUAAAACCUUACGGGAUCGACUUUAUUGCAUUAGUGGAUUCUUGAUUUUUGUAUCAACCUUUUUCUUGAACGGUAUUUUUGGUUCUGUAUGGUUAUUUGUCGCAAUCCUUUCAACCUGUUAAUUUCCUUGAGCACAAUGUCUUGUUCUAAGUAGGUUCAUAAAUGUGAGUUAUUUAUUUAUUUUAAAAUACAUUGAAUGCCAAUCAAUACCCAUUCUUUUUCUUCAUAUAUUUUUUAUUUGUCUGAUCUCACAAUUUGAAAGUGGUAUGAUAUUGUGAUGCAACGUUAUGCAUAUUAGAAAAUUGAAAAUGGCAGUGUUAAAGUUGAAUUCAUUUCUCAAACAUGAAGAUUGAAGAAGGUGCUGCUCAUUUAUUAAGAUUCAGAAAUGUAUGAAAGAGCACUGUUGCACUCACUACUCUUCAGGUGAUUACUGGUUAGACUUCCUUUAGUCAGUUGAUCUUAGAAAGAUGAUUUUCUGCUGGGAGUUAUGUUGCAGACCAAAAUAAUGGAGUGAAAGACUCUAGCAAAGCACCCCCAAAUUACCUAUGCCAGAUUUGGAUAAUCAUUUCAAAGAUAUUUAUUUUGGAUUGAACAAAUCUUAAAAGCUUUUGGAAGCAUGUGAAAAUGGUCAAGCAUUCCACAUGAGAGCCUAUGUAUGAGAGAAUCCUUGGACAACUAGUUUUAGAUUUUAUAUGAACACUUGUGCGCUUGUAUGUUUAAGAAUGACAGUAUGAAUCACUUUGUUUUCAUUAAUAUGUAUUGCCUCAGUCCCAA
Molecule: messenger RNA, 3068 nt
Organism: Glycine soja
Lineage: Eukaryota; Viridiplantae; Streptophyta; Magnoliopsida; Fabales; Fabaceae
Product: putative pentatricopeptide repeat-containing protein At1g26500
Exons: 1
Coding region: 141-1625 (494 amino acids)
Molecular function (GO): protein binding
Source: RefSeq, a predicted model, not a curated record